Messenger RNA from Nematolebias whitei (Rio pearlfish), 4432 nucleotides. RefSeq names its product eukaryotic translation initiation factor 5B (gene eif5b). The transcript has 27 exons. Gene Ontology annotation, molecular function: GTPase activity; GTP binding; translation initiation factor activity. Bases 83 to 3667 code for a protein of 1194 amino acids. The record is from RefSeq and is a predicted model, not a curated record. NCBI's taxonomy places the organism in Eukaryota, Metazoa, Chordata, Actinopteri, Cyprinodontiformes, Rivulidae.
CCAUCUUUGACCAAUGUGAGCUGUCUUGUGCGUCGCCCAGCAGAGAGCGAAGUACCAGCCGAGACAUAUUUAUAGUGGCAAGAUGGGGAAGAAACAGAAAAAAUCCGGAGAGGACAGUGCGAAGGAUGACGGCGGUGACAUCGACGCUCUGGCUGCAGAGAUCGAAGGAGCUGGAGCCUCCAAGGAGCAGAAGGGGAAGAAAAAGAAGAAAGGAGCCAAGAAGGAUGAAUUCGACGAGGACGACAUCCUGAAGGAGCUGGAGGAGCUUUCUCUGGAGGCCCAAGGAGGAAAGGGCAAGAAAGCAGAAACCACAGAAGUGGUUGAGGUGCCCGAGCCUCCCAAACAAGAGAAGAAGAAAACCAGGAAGGGGAAGAAGGGUGGAACCAGUCCUGAGGAUGAGGUGGUGGACGAAGGCCACGUCGAUGAGAAGAACGGCGAGCAGGACAGUAACAAGGCGCCUCCCGCCACACCCCUGUCUCACUCCGAUGAUGACACCUCCUCACUGUCCCGCCUCAAAACCAGAGGAAAGAAAGGAGGCAAAAAACCAUCGGUGUCUGACGAAGAGGAUGCCGGAGACAAGGAUGAAGACGUGAAGAAAGGAGGUGGAGGAGGAGGGAAUGAGGACGAGUUUGAGGAGGAUGAGGAGUUCACCUCCAGGAGAGACAAGAAGAAGAAGAACAAAGUCAAAGCUGAUGAGCCUGAGGACGAGGAGGAGGAUGAAGCUGGGGGCUUUAAGAUCAAAACGGCGGCACAGAAGAAGGCAGAGAAGAAGGAGAGAGAGAAGAAGAAAAAGGAGGAGGAAAGGAUGAAGCAGAAGAAGCAGAAGGAGGCCACUGUGGAGACUAAAAAAGAACCGGAGAAGGCGACGGCAGAGGCCACGCCUCCUCCGACAGCGCCACCAGAAGAUGUGACAGAGGAACAAGAAGAGGCGGAGCCAGGAGAGGAGGAGACCGAGGGUGACAAAAAAAAGAAAGACAAAAAAAAGAAGAAGGGAGAGAAGGAGGAGAAGAAGGCGACAAAAGGUCCCAGUAAGGCCACAGUGAGGGCCAUGCAGGAGCUCCUGGCCAAAAGGAAGGAGGAAGAGGAGCGAGCCAAGAAAGAGGAAGAGGAGCUGCAGAGGAGGCUUGAGGAGCAGGAGAGGCAGAGACAGGAGCAGGAGCGACUGGAGCAGGAGCGUAAAGAAAAAAAGAAGCAGAAGGAGAAAGAGCGGAAGGAGCGGCUGAAGAAGGAGGGGAAGCUGCUGACGAAGUCUCAGCGAGAAUCUCGAGCUCGGGCUGAGGCCACGCUCAAGCUGCUGCAGGCUCAAGGUAUUGAAGUGCCAUCCAAAGACACUGUGUCAAAGAAGAAACCGGUUUAUAGGGACAAGAGAAAGAAGAAGCCCAAUGCUCAAACUCCCGAAGAAGCGUCAGAAUUGGCCUCGCCAACCUCGGAGACUCCAGAGCCUGUUGCCAUGGAAACGGGGGCGGAGCCGCGUGCUGCUGAGCCAGAGGUGAAGCCGGACGCUGCUUUGGACGACUGGGAGGCCAUGGCCAGCGACGAGGAGAAAGAGAAGAUCAGAAGACGUACAGCAGAGUUGAAGAAAGUUCACAUUGAGGUCAAAGAGGAGACUGCUGCUCCUCCCCAGCCUGCAGCCAGCGAGGAGGAGGAAGAAGAGGAGGAACACGAGGAGGAUGACGACGAGGACGAGGAGGAAAGCGAGGAAGACGGCGACGGGGAGAAAGAGCCGGCGCCAGCAGGUCAGGGGAAGAGGAGAGAGGUCAGUGAAGACGAGAGCAGCGAGAGCGAGGAAGAGGACGGCAGGACGAAGGAGGAGCAAGUGUACGACCGCGCCAAGAAGAGGAUAGAGAAACGCCGAGCAGCGAACUUGAAGAACAUCAUCUUGGACAAGCUGAGAGCGCCGGUGGUGUGCGUGCUUGGACACGUCGACACGGGAAAGACAAAGAUCCUCGACAAGCUCCGACACACCCAUGUUCAGGACGGGGAGGCUGGAGGGAUCACUCAGCAGAUCGGAGCCACAAACGUCCCGAAGGAGACCAUCGAGGAGCAGACCAAGAUGGUUAAAAACUUCGACAAAGAAAACCUCAAGAUUCCUGGCAUGCUGAUCAUCGACACACCUGGACACGAGUCCUUCAGUAACCUGAGGAACAGAGGCAGCUCUCUGUGUGACAUCGCCAUCCUGGUGGUGGACAUCAUGCACGGCCUCGAGCCUCAAACGAUCGAGUCGAUCAACCUGCUGAAGGAGAAGAAGUGUCCGUUCAUUGUUGCACUCAACAAGAUCGACCGUCUGUACGACUGGAAAAAGAGUCCGGACACCGACGUCGUGGCCACGCUGAAGAAGCAGAAGAAAAACACCAAGGAUGAGUUUGAUGAGAGAGCCAAGGCGAUCAUCAUAGAGUUCGCUCAGCAGGGUCUGAACGCCGCCUUGUUCUACGAGAACAAAGACCCUCGAACGUUUGUGUCGUUGGUUCCCACCUCGGCUCACAGCGGAGACGGGAUGGGAAACCUCAUCGCCCUAUUGGUCGAGCUGACUCAGACCAUGUUGGCUCGCCGGUUAGCGCACUGUGACGAGCUGCGGGCUCAGGUCAUGGAGGUGAAGGCUCUGCCCGGCAUGGGAACCACGAUAGACGUCAUCCUGAUCAACGGUUGUCUGCGGGAGGGGCAGACCAUCAUUGUCCCGGGAGUGGAGGGGCCGAUCGUCACACAGAUCCGAGGCCUGCUGCUGCCGCCUCCUCUGAAGGAGCUCCGAGUGAAGAGCCAGUACGAGAAGCACAAAGAGGUGUCGACGUCUCAGGGCGUGAAGAUCUUGGGUAAAGACCUGGAGAAGACGCUGGCUGGGCUCCCUCUGCUGGUGGCGCAUAAAGAAGACGAGAUCCCAGUUUUAAGGGAUGAACUGGUUCGGGAGCUUAAACAGACGCUGAGCUCCAUCAAACUGGAGGAGAAAGGAGUUUAUGUUCAGGCGUCCACACUGGGAUCACUGGAGGCUCUGCUGGAGUUUCUAAGAACAUCCAAAGUCCCUUACGCUGGUAUCAACAUCGGCCCGGUUCAUAAAAAGGACGUGAUGAAGGCGUCGACCAUGUUGGAGCAUGACACGCAGUACGCUGUGAUCCUGGCGUUUGACGUGAAAGUGGAGAGGGAGAGUCAGGAGAUGGCCGACAACCUGGGGGUUCGAAUCUUUGCGGCCGAGAUCAUCUACCAUCUUUUUGAUGCCUUCACCAAAUUUAGAGAGGACUACAAGAAGGCCAAGCAGGAGGAGUUCAAGCACAUCGCCGUGUUUCCUGUGAAGCUGCGAAUUCUUCCUCAGUUCAUCUUUAACUCCAGAGAUCCCAUCGUAAUGGGCGUUUCUGUGGAGGCCGGUCUCCUGAAACAGGGAACGCCGAUCUGCGUGCCCAGUAAAGGGUUUGUGGACAUUGGUGUGGUCACCAGCAUUGAGAUGAACCACAAACCCGUCGAUUCUGCCAAGAAAGGGCAGGAGAUCUGCGUCAAGAUCGAACCGAUCCCCGGAGAGGCACCUAAGAUGUUCGGCCGCCACUUCGAAGCCACCGACAUCCUCGUCAGCAAGAUCACACGAGCGUCCAUCGACGCCCUGAAAAACUGGUUCAGAGACGAGAUGCAGAAACCUGACUGGCAGUUGAUCAUGGAGCUGAAGAAGACCUUUGAGAUCAUCUGAAGGACCUAAAACAAAAACAAAAACACAAUCUUCCUCCUCAGUUAAAAGGGCAGCAGCGUAGAGAUGACAGAAAGGAAAACAAAGAUGUGAACGUGUUUUUCUGUGAGAAACGAACCGUUUUUUCCACUGUUGUAAACAGUGAUAGUUUAGACACAUCACACACACUCAGUAUUCCAACGUGCCUGUUCUUCAGCAUCACUCUUCUUAUUUUUCUUCUUCUUGGUCUCUGAUUUGUGGCUGCUGCUUCACUCCCAGGCCCCGCCCCCCUCUUUCCUCCCCAGCAACGCCAGCGAGGACGAUGGCAAACCGCUCCGAGCCUCACAGGAUAAAUUAUGAAUAUUUCUGAAGUUAUCUUUUCAGAACAGCGGUGAUCACGUCGACGUCACAGACUUCGAAAAGUUGACUUUCACUUUGCUGUGCGGUUCGGCGGCCAUGUUGGAAGGCGGGGCGAUGAUGAGUGACGGAGAAGAUUUUAAAACGUUUUUGUUGCAACUGCUGAUGUAAUAAAUUCCCAUGAUUCUAAAAAAAAAAAAAAAAAAACCUGCAGACUGAGUGUUCAGUUCACAGUGUGUUAAUGCUACAAACAAUUUCCUAUUUCAAAAUUAACUAUUGUGACCAAAAGUCUUAAAUGUCUAUUAAAGAACAUUUUCAGGGUUUUUUUUUUUUUUUUUUUAAAUCUUUGAAGAAUCAGUGGAAAGGUUUUCUGAUUAAAAUAGAAUAUUGAAAUGCUGUGGCUCGGGGGAUUAAAGUUAUAUUUUAAACCUU